GAGAGCCCACCUGCUGCCAUGGGCCUCUACCGCAUCCGCGUGGCCACCGGGGCCUGGCCCUUCUCUGGGUCAUUCAACCGCGUGCAGCUGUGGUUGGUGGGGGAGCGCGGGGAGGCGGAGCUGGAGCUGCAGCUGCGGCCAGCGCGGGGCCAGGUGGAGGAGUUUGAGCAGGACGUUCCCCAGGACCUGGGGCCACUGCAGUUCGUGAAGUUGCGCUGGUUCUGGGACCGCAUCACCAUGCAGGGCCCGGGAGCCUGGGAGGAGGCCGCCUUCCCCUGCUACCGCUGGGUGCAGGGCGAGGGCCUGCUGACCCUGCCCGAGGGCACCGCCCGCCUGCCAGGAAAUAAUAGCUUGGAUGUGUUCCAGAAGCAUCGAGAAAAAGAUCUGGAGGAAAGACAGAAAAUCUACUGCUGGGCCACCUGGAAGGAAGGGUUACCCAUGACAAUUGCUGCAGACACUAUAGAUGAUCUGCCUUCAAAUAUGAGAUUCCAUGAGCACAAGAGGAUGAACUAUGAAUGGACAGUGAUUAUAGGGUAAGGAAAUGGUCAGAGUGGAGAUUUGGAGAUGGUCCUCAAAUAUGUUUACACUGUGCCAAGCCCCUGGAAAUGUCUGGAAGAUAUUGAUUAGAUUUUCUGGGGACAAAAGACUGCCAUGGCUGAGAAGGUUCACCAGCGCUGGCAGCAUGAUGAGCUUUUUGGCUACCAGUUCCUCAAUGGCGCCAACCCCAUGCUGCUGAGACGCUCCACCUCUCUGCCCUCCCGGCUGGUGCUACCCUCAGGAAUGGAGGAGCUUCAGGCCCAGCUGGAGAAAGAACUCCAGAAUGGUUCCCUGUUUGAGGCUGACUUCAUCCUGCUGGAUGGAAUUUUAGGCAAUGUGAUCCAAGGAGAGAAGCAGUACCUGGCUGUCCCCCUUGUCAUGCUGAAGAUGGAACCCAGUGGGAAGCUGCUGCCCAUGGUCAUCCAGAUCCAGCCUCCCAGCCCCAGCUGCCCCACCCCACCACUGUUCCUGCCCUCAGAUCCUCCCCUUGCCUGGCUCCUGGUAAAGAUGUGGGUCCGAAGUUCAGAUUCCCAACUGCAUGAGCUCCAGUAUCACUUGCUGAGCACUCAUCUGCUGGGUGAGGUCAUCGCUGUGGCCACCAUGAGGUGCCUCCCAGGACUGCACCCUGUCUUCAAGCUCCUGAUCCCACACACCCGCUACACCCUGGACAUCAACACCAGGGCACGGAACCAACUCGUCUCAGAAGGAGGCUUAUUUGAUAAGGCUAUGAGCACAGGCAGAGGGGGCCAUGUGCAGUUGAUGCAUCAGGCCAUGGCUAAGUUGACCUACCGCUCCCUCUGUCCUCCUGACGAUCUGGCUGACCGGGGCCUGCUGGGAAUCCCAAGUGCUCUCUAUGCCCAUGAUGCUUUACGGCUCUGGGACAUCAUUGCUCGGUACGUGGAGGGGAUCGUCCACCUCUUCUACCACAGGGAUGACAUCGUGAGAGGGGACCCUGAGCUGCAGGCCUGGUGUCGGGAGAUCACUGAGCUGGGGCUGUGCCAGGCCCAGGACUGAGGUUUCCCUGUCUCCUUCCAGUCUCGGAAUCAACUCUGCCAUUUCCUUACCAUGUGUGUGUUCACGUGCAGUGCCCAGCAUGGGGCCAUCAACAAGGGCCAGCUGGACUGGUAUGCCUGGGUCCCCAAUGCCCCAUGCACAAUGCGAAUGCCCCCACCCACCACCAAGGAAGAUGUGACAAUGGCCACAGUGAUGGGCUCACUCCCUGAUGUCCAACAGGCCUGUUUUCAAAUGACCAUCACAUGGCAUCUGGGUCGACGCCAGCCAGACAUGGUUCCUCUGGGGCAUCACAAAGAAAAGUAUUUCUCAGGCUCCAAGACCAAAGCUGUACUGGACCAAUUCCAAGCAGACCUGGAAAACUGGGAAAAGGAAAUGACAGCCCGGAAUGAGCAGCUUGACCUUGCCUACGAAUACUUAAAGCCCAGCAACAUAGAGAACAGUAUGGCACCCCCACCUGGAGACCUUCAGCUCUCCCAAAUAAAUUCUCUACUUCAGUAUCCCACAGCAAAAAUCAGCCAAUAUCUGCCCUAG
Pipistrellus kuhlii (Kuhl's pipistrelle) is the source of this 2082-nucleotide messenger RNA. Its product is annotated as polyunsaturated fatty acid lipoxygenase ALOX12-like. Gene Ontology annotation, biological process: lipid oxidation; linoleic acid metabolic process. Gene Ontology annotation, cellular component: sarcolemma; cytosol. The record is from RefSeq and is a predicted model, not a curated record. Lineage: Eukaryota; Metazoa; Chordata; Mammalia; Chiroptera; Vespertilionidae. Gene Ontology annotation, molecular function: protein binding; linoleate 13S-lipoxygenase activity; arachidonate 12(S)-lipoxygenase activity.